GUCACCUUCCUUCUUCCUGGAGUGCCUGGAAACCUCUGGCCCCCAGCAGGUGUAUCAUGGAGCUGGCCCUGCCUGCCAUCCUGUUUAUUCUUUUUCCUGGAGCCCUUCUGGGAAGCGAGAACCUCAUAACCGAUUCCUAUAGCGUGUCUCCUACGAUAGACAGUAGUCACACUAACCUGGAUUCAGUGUGUGGACGUCCCAGGGCCUCAGGCCGCAUCGUGUCGGGAGAGGAUGCCCAGCCAGGCCAGUGGCCUUGGCAGGUCAGCGUGAGGGAGAAUGGGGAGCACGUGUGUGGGGGCUCCCUGAUUGCUGAGAAGUGGGUGUUGACAGCUGCCCACUGCUUCAGCCAGGACCAGAGUUUGUCUGUCUACACAGUACUGCUGGGUACCAUCUCCUCCUACCCUGAGUCCAGUGAACCCCAUGAGCCGAGAACUGUGGCCCAGUUUAUCAAGCACCCGAGCUACUCAGAAAAUGAGCACAGUAGUGGAGACAUUGCCCUGGUGCAGCUGGCUUCAUCCGUCUCCUUUGGUGACUACAUCCUUCCAGUCUGCCUCCCGAGACCUGGAGACCCCCUGGGCCCUGGCACCCAGUGCUGGGUCACUGGCUGGGGAUACAUUGCCACAAAUCAACCUCUCCCACCACCUUUUACCCUGAAGGAGUUGCAAGUGCCUCUUAUUGAUGCUCAGACCUGCAAUGACUACUACCAGGAUAACUCCAUUUCCAGCACGGAGCCCGUCAUUUUUGGAGACAUGCUGUGCGCUGGCUUCAAGGAAGGCGAGAAGGAUGCCUGUAAUGGUGAUUCUGGAGGUCCCCUGGUCUGUGACAUUAAUGGUGUCUGGAUCCAGGCAGGGGUGGUGAGUUGGGGAUCCGACUGUGCUCUGCCCAAGAGACCAGGUGUGUACACCAAUGUCAGCGUCUACACCUCAUGGAUUGAGAACACGAUGUGGAACUCAGCCCUAGAAGUGAAGAGCUUCUCUCUGAGCCUUGCAGGGACCUCAGUCUCUGGCCUGUUCCUGUUCCUGGCAUCCCUGGCUAGCUCCUUCCUCUUCCUGGGGCCCUAACCUGCAAUUUCAUUAUCUCAGCCGCUAUAUUUGGAACUUUUGCCCUCUCUCUGCUCCUAGGCUAGAGUGACUUCUCUCAGGACCCCCUUCUAGUGCCCUCCAUGUAUAGUUACCUGCAGACAAGCACCCCAUCUGUACUCUGCUCUCCAGGGACCCUCUCCUCACCCCACAGAAGCAUCCUAACUCCCACAUCAUUAAGAUCCCUGGGACCAUCAGCUAAGCUCUAGUUUUCUGGCCCCCAUUGGCCCUCGGCUGCCUCUCACUCCCUGGGGUGUCUGUGGAUUUUCAGGGGUGGAGGGACAGGAAUCUUUCUUGCCUCUCACUCGAGGGUGGAGCCACCUUUAAGGGUAUCCUUUGGUGGCUUCUGUGACUGGGCUGGUCUCUCUAUAGUGAGGCUAUAUCUGAAGCAAUAAAGACUGGAUACAGCAGGA
Mesocricetus auratus (golden hamster) is the source of this 1492-nucleotide messenger RNA. Its product is annotated as serine protease 33-like. Gene Ontology annotation, biological process: proteolysis. Lineage: Eukaryota; Metazoa; Chordata; Mammalia; Rodentia; Cricetidae. The coding region runs from base 57 to 1061 and encodes 334 amino acids. The record is from RefSeq and is a predicted model, not a curated record. The transcript has 5 exons. Gene Ontology annotation, molecular function: serine-type endopeptidase activity.